Messenger RNA from Eptesicus fuscus (big brown bat), 1428 nucleotides. Its product is annotated as melanoma antigen preferentially expressed in tumors-like. Gene Ontology annotation, biological process: negative regulation of apoptotic process; positive regulation of cell population proliferation; negative regulation of DNA-templated transcription. NCBI's taxonomy places the organism in Eukaryota, Metazoa, Chordata, Mammalia, Chiroptera, Vespertilionidae. Gene Ontology annotation, cellular component: cytoplasm. The record is from RefSeq and is a predicted model, not a curated record.
AUGGAAAGAGAAGUAUCGAGAUUUUUACAAAUGUUUAAAUGUGAGCGUCUAAGAGGGUGUGUUACCUCGAACCUUUGGGAAUUUCCAUGUGGCACCAACACCCCCAUCGAGUCUACUUCCAGGAUCUAUUUCAGAGCAGCCUCAGGGGAUGAGCCUCCUGCUCCAGGCAGACUCCCGGAACUGGCAUGCCAGAGCCUGAGGGGUGAGGCCUGGGCCAUCGCUGCUCUGGAGCCGCUGCCCGUGGAGCUCUUCCCACGGCUGUUCACGGCCUUUGCCGGGAAGCACAGCAAAGUCCUGAGGGCGAUGGUGCCGGCGUGGCCUCCCCGGCCUCCCGCUGGGGGCCCUGAUGAUUGGCGGCCUCACCACGGUAUCGUGCAGGCUGCGCUCCACGGACUGGAUGCCCUGCUUGCCCAGGAGACUCGCCCCGGGAGAUGGGAACUGCAGUUGCUGAAUGUACAGAAGGAAGUUCACCAGGAGUUCUGGAUUGUGUGGGCCGGAACCAGGGCCGGUGUGUGCUCCCUGCUGGAGCCUGAGGCCCCGCAGCCCAAGAGGCAGAGGGGGAAGGUGGGAAGUUUAAGGGCGGGGCCGAACCCCCCUUUGGCCGCCGGGGAGGGGUUAGUAGAUCUUUGUCUCAAGAAAUGUACCCUUGAGGAGUCCCUCAGCUACCUCUUAAGAAAGUCAAAGAAGAGGAGGGGUUUGCUGCACCUUUGCUGUAAGAAGCUGAAGGUUUUUGCGGUGUUGAAGCGAAACAGUGACAUCCUGACUAUGGUGCGGCUCUGCUCUGUCCAGGACUUGGAAGUAAGUUUUCCCUGGAAGCUUUCUACUCUGAGGAAGUUCGCUCCUUACCUGGGCCGGAUGGGCAGGCUGCACCGGUCCCUCCCCUCCCACGUCUUUACGUCUUCUCGCACCACCUUGGAGCAGGAGGAGCAGUGUGUCAGCCUGGUCACCCUUCAGUCCCUCAGCCGGCCCCACCUCCGGGCGCUCUACUGGGACGGCGUCUCCUUCCUCAGAGGCCGCCUGCACCAGAUGCUCAGGUGCCUGAAGAUCCCCGGGGAGGCUCUGCCCAUCACUACCUGCCUGCUUUUGGAAAGAGUGAACGUCGGUCAGCUGGAAGGCCUGCCUGCCCUGUGCCACUGCUCCCAGGUCAUGACCUUAAGCUUCUGUGAAAACCCCAUCUCCAUGAGUCUGGAGGACCUGCUUCGCCACCCCAUCGGGCUGAGCAAGCUGAAUUGGGUGCUGUAUGCGGCCCCCUUGGACAGGUACGAGGAAACCAGCGGCACCGUCCACCUGGGCCGACUUGCCCAGGUGCAUGCCAUGCUGGAGCAUAUGCUGCAGGAGUUGGGGCGGCUUGGCAUGGCCUGGCUCUAUGCUUGCCCCUGUCCUCACUGUGGCUAUAGAACCUUGUAUGACCCAAAUCCCAUUCUGUGA